AUGUCCGUGGGGUCUAUCUGCCCGCCAAUUAAGGGCCUGACAUGGAUCAAAGGCGGGCCGAUGCCAUUGCCACCACCAGGGCCCUGUGUCAUCGAAUUCUGGGCCACUUGGUGCCCCCCCUGCCGGCAGACGAUACCCCACUUGACACAGCUUCAGCGGCAGCUGCAAGGCAAGGUAACCAUCGUGGGCAUAAGCCUGGACGAGGACAUUGCUAAGCUGCAGCGGUUCGUGGCGGCAGAGGGCGAGAAGAUCGGGUACGCCAUCGCCGCGGACCUGGCAGGCGGCGCCCAGCAGGAGCUGUACCUGAAGAGUGAGGCGCGUGGGGUGCCUCACGCGUUUCUGCUGGAUGCCGAUCACAGAAUCCUCGCCAGCAGCCAUCCAAUGGACCCGGCCUUCACUUCAAAGCUGCAGGCCGCGGCCGCCUCCGCGGGCCCCGCCCCCGCGCCCGCCCCCGCCAAGAAGGCGGUGCCGCCGGUGACCCUGUCGUUCGACGAGCUGAUGACUAAGGGCGUGAAGGAGCUCAAGGCGCUGCUGGCAGAGCGGGGGGUGGCCCACGCUGACUGCCUCGAAAAAGGGGACCUCGCGCGGCGCGUCGUGGAGCGGUGCUCUCAAGUGACGCACUACGUGUGA
This is a messenger RNA of Monoraphidium neglectum, 630 nucleotides long. RefSeq lists its product as hypothetical. Bases 1 to 630 code for a protein of 209 amino acids. The record is from RefSeq and is a predicted model, not a curated record. The transcript has 5 exons. Lineage: Eukaryota; Viridiplantae; Chlorophyta; Chlorophyceae; Sphaeropleales; Selenastraceae.